This is a messenger RNA of Pristis pectinata (smalltooth sawfish), 1012 nucleotides long. Its product is annotated as V-set and immunoglobulin domain-containing protein 4-like. The coding region runs from base 1 to 966 and encodes 321 amino acids. Lineage: Eukaryota; Metazoa; Chordata; Chondrichthyes; Rhinopristiformes; Pristidae. The record is from RefSeq and is a predicted model, not a curated record. The transcript is spliced from 5 exons.
AUGCUCCCAUGUUCCUCUAGUUCCCUUAAAGGUCAUUACACCAGCUUCAGAUGGCUUAAGAAUAAUUCAUCAUUAAUAGCAGGAACCAUUGGCAAAUCUAAAAUCAGUGUUCAAGAUGAAACUUACCAAAAUCGGAUUCAAGUGCCAGCAAAUUCUUCAUCUGGGAAUCUCUCAAUCAUAAUCACUGACCUGACAGUGGAAGACCUUGGAAUUUACAGGUGUGAAGCAAAUAGCAAGAACCAAAGUAUCAAAUAUGAAGAGAUUUUUCUUAAUGUUACCAAAGAUGGUGUCUCAAAGCCUGUCAUUAGGCUUCUUCCAGGUCAAAAUGUUACCGAACGUCGAACAGUCAGACUGAAAUGUGAGGUUGCAAGUGGUUCUUUGCCUAUCACAUUUAUGUGGCACAGAAAGAGCAGCAAAACAGAAAAGGCCAAGAAAAUAAAACAUUACCGACAAACGCUGGAGCUCAAUCCCAGCAGGAAAGAGGAUAACGGCCUAUUCUUCUGUAAAGUCAGCAACAAAUUCAGUACGGAGAAGAGCAGCCUGGUGCAGAUUCCACUUUCUGCUCCUGGCACAUCUUCACUGGAAGCUACUGUGAGCAUUCCAAACAACAGCAGUGCUUACAGAUUCCCAUGGGUGGUGAUCACCAUCAGUUCAGCAUUGGUGUUAUUCAUUGUUGGUGUAACAUUGACAGCUAUAUGGAUAGUUAAGAAAAAGAUGAAAGGAAGACAACAGCCACGCUCAAUUCACCUACAGAGAUUUCAAAAAGAUGUCGCUGUGCAAACCAAGGAAGAGGAUUUGGAACAUGGAAAUUAUUGGAGCAAAAAUAUUGACGCCACCUACGCCACCAUUGAUCAUACUAGGCGACUACCUGGACCACCAGUCAAUCCAAGGAACACAUCCAUGCAGUUUACAGAAACUCCCUCAAUAAGGCAUCAACCAUAUACAAAUUUCCAUGUGACAUAUUAAGUAUGAGUAAACAUGAGUUAUGAAGAGCAAAAACUAGAUAAUGUAA